CUGCAGCUGGGCCGGGGCGGAGCGCCGCGCCCUGCCGGGGCCGCAAGGAGGGGCGUGUUGCUGCUGGCCCACCGCGAGCCGCCCGCAGCCCGCGCCGAGGCGCCUUCCCGCCAGGCCGCCUGCCUCCGCCUUCCGCCUCCAUUUCCCCGGAAUCUCAGCCCGGCGCGCCAGGACCCCGGCCCUUCUCCGGGUGGGGAACCUCCCGGCCGUUUUCUGGCUUCACUACUUCCUCGCAGCGUGGGCUUCCAGCCCCCUCUCUCCUUUUCCCGGACUGGGUCUCACCCCCUUCUGCCCCCUUCCUUUAGUUCAGGCUCCCAAACCCUUACCUUAGCCCAGAGUCCCAGCUCCUCAGCCACUUUCCUCAGCCAAAGAUCCCAGCCUUUUCUCUUCCUUUGCCUUGCGUGGGGUCCAGCCUAUCCUGUCCCUUCCUCUGUCCCUAGGGCGCAGUCUUCUCCUCCCACCCCCUCUCCCAGGCCUGGAAUUCCAGACCUUUUGGUUUCCUCCCGUGGUCCUUCCUGGGUCCUUGUCCCUCUUCGCCAGUUUGGAGUUCCAGAUUGCAAACCCAGCCUCCCUACACCCCCAGAGGACUGCUUCCACGAAAAUACUCUAAAACAUGAACUUUUCCUAGGGACUACCCCAGUCUGUCUUCCCACUUGCUGACCCCCCUGCUACCUAUGUCCCAGGUCUUACUCUCACUUCGCUAAGGGUUGAGACCUGCUGGUCUGGGGAAGCAACACGAUGCUUCUGUGGUCUGGCAUCUGUGGCCUCUCUCCGCCUCGGAUCUUCCCUUCGUUGCUAGUGGUGGUAGCCUUGGUGGGGCUGCUACCUGUUCUAAGGAGCCAUGGCCUCCAGCCCAGCCCUACUGCCAGCACCAUCCGAGGGUCAGAGCCACCACGGGAACGCUCAAUUGGGGAUGUCACCACUGCCCCACUGGAGGUCACCCCGGAGAGCCGCCCUGUUAACCAUUCCAUCACUGAACAUGGCACGAAGAAUCGAAAGCCCUUUCCCGUCUUGGGCAUCGACUACAAACAUGUUCGCAUACCCUUCGAGAUCUCCCUCUGGAUCCUGCUGGCCUGCCUCAUGAAGAUAGGUUUCCAUGUGAUUCCCACUAUCUCGAGCAUCGUCCCGGAGAGCUGCCUGCUGAUUGUGGUGGGGCUGCUGGUGGGGGGCCUGAUCAAGGGCGUGGGCGAGACGCCCCCCUUCCUGCAAUCAAACAUCUUCUUCCUCUUCCUGCUGCCUCCCAUCAUCCUGGAUGCGGGCUACUUCUUGCCACUGCGACAGUUCACAGAGAACCUGGGCACUAUCCUGAUCUUCGCCGUGGUGGGCACGCUGUGGAAUGCCUUCUUCCUGGGUGGCCUCAUGUACGCCGUAUGCCUAGUGGGCGGCGAGCAGAUCAACAACAUCGGCCUCCUGGACAACCUGCUCUUUGGCAGCAUCAUCUCGGCCGUGGACCCUGUGGCCGUUCUGGCCGUCUUCGAGGAAAUUCACAUCAAUGAGCUGCUGCACAUCCUCGUCUUCGGGGAGUCCCUGCUCAAUGACGCCGUCACUGUGGUCCUGUAUCACCUCUUUGAGGAGUUUGCCAGCUACGACCAAGUGGGCAUCGUGGACAUCGUCCUCGGCUUCCUGAGCUUCUUCGUGGUGGCCUUGGGUGGGGUGUUUGUGGGCGUGGUCUACGGGAUCAUCGCAGCCUUCACCUCCCGGUUCACUUCCCACAUCCGUGUCAUCGAGCCGCUCUUCGUCUUCCUCUACAGCUACAUGGCCUACCUGUCAGCCGAGCUCUUCCACCUGUCAGGCAUCAUGGCACUCAUUGCCUCAGGAGUGGUGAUGCGCCCCUACGUGGAGGCCAACAUCUCGCACAAGUCGCACACCACCAUCAAAUAUUUCCUGAAGAUGUGGAGCAGCGUCAGUGAGACCCUUAUCUUCAUCUUCCUCGGUGUGUCCACCGUAGCCGGCUCCCACCACUGGAACUGGACCUUCGUCAUCAGCACUCUGCUCUUCUGCCUCAUCGCCCGAGUGCUUGGCGUGCUGGGCCUGACCUGGUUCAUCAACAAGUUCCGCAUUGUGAAGCUGACCCCCAAGGACCAGUUCAUCAUCGCCUAUGGGGGCCUGCGAGGGGCCAUCGCCUUCUCCCUGGGCUACCUCCUGGACAAGCAGCACUUCCCCAUGUGCGACCUAUUCCUCACUGCCAUCAUCACCGUCAUCUUCUUCACUGUCUUUGUGCAGGGCAUGACCAUUCGGCCUCUGGUAGACCUGUUGGCUGUGAAGAAAAAGCAAGAAACGAAGCGCUCCAUCAAUGAGGAGAUCCACACACAGUUCCUGGACCACCUUCUGACAGGCAUCGAGGACAUCUGUGGCCACUAUGGCCACCACCACUGGAAGGACAAGCUGAACCGGUUCAAUAAGAAGUACGUGAAGAAGUGUCUGAUAGCCGGUGAGCGCUCCAAAGAGCCGCAGCUCAUCGCUUUCUACCACAAGAUGGAGAUGAAGCAGGCCAUCGAGCUGGUUGAGAGCGGGGGCAUGGGCAAGAUCCCCUCUGCUGUCUCCACCGUCUCCAUGCAGAACAUCCACCCUAAGUCCCUGCCUGCUGAACGUAUCCUGCCAGCACUGUCCAAGGACAAGGAGGAGGAGAUCCGCAAAAUCCUGAGGAACAACUUGCAGAAGACCAGGCAGCGGCUACGCUCCUACAACAGACACACGCUGGUGGCAGACCCCUACGAGGAGGCCUGGAACCAGAUGCUGCUCCGGAGACAGAAGGCCCGGCAGCUGGAGCAGAAGAUCAACAACUACCUGACGGUGCCGGCCCACAAGCUGGACUCGCCCACCAUGUCGCGGGCCCGCAUCGGCUCAGACCCACUGGCCUAUGAGCCGAAGGCAGACUUACCUGUCAUCACCAUCGACCCAGCCUCCCCACAGUCACCCGAGUCUGUGGACCUGGUGAAUGAGGAGCUGAAGGGCAAGGUCCUGGGCCUGAACCAGGAUCCAGCGAGGGUGGCCGAGGAGGACGAGGACGAUGAUGGGGGCAUUAUGAUGCGGAGCAAGGAGCCUUCAUCCCCAGGCACCGAUGAUGUCUUCACCCCUGCGCCAAGUGACAGCCCCAGCUCCCAGAGGAUACAGCGCUGCCUCAGCGACCCAGGCCCCCACCCUGAACCUGGGGAGGGAGAGCCUUUCAUCCCCAAGGCGCAGUAGCGCCAGGGCCAGUGGGCAGCACCCGUCCCACCACAGACUCUCCCACCAGAGCAGGGGCUGCUGGGGGAGCUGGGGGGCUCCCCUCGCCCUUCCUGAGCUGGAUCGGCCCUGCCCCUCCCCCCACCGCAUGGCAGCUGGGCCCACAGCCCCCACCGCAGCACGGCUUCCCCACCAGAACUGCCUUCCCCAUCCCUGUGGCAGAGCUGCCGGGGCUGUUAAGACAGGCCUGCCCCUUGCCCAGACCCAGGUUCUCCCAUGCCCGGGCUCAGGCCUCUGAGUCGGAGGCCUGCCCCUUCCUCCACUCCAUCACCCACCUCACGCAGACCAAUCUUAGUUUCUAACCAAAGAGCCUGUGGCUCAGCUGUGGUCUCACCCAGGAAGGGAAGGAACUGAGGCCCCUUUUGGCCUAGGCCAGGCCCUUCUUUAUCAGGGUAAACACCAGGGGACCAGGCGUGUGGUGGGGGGAGGGAUCGAUGACCCAUGGCAACGUCACCCUACUCCUGCCAGCUCUGUCCCCCUGGCCAGCUGCCCUGACCUGUCCUCACUCAGCUGCAGGCUGAGGGCAUCUCUGAGCUUCUCUGCCUGGAGCUGGGGUGCUUUGGACAGUGAUGUGACUCAGAGCUUUUCUAACUGUGCUCCUUUGGGGAUCACUGGGCCCUUCAGGGGCUGCUGCCAGGUAAGGGACUGUCUGAGGCUCCAGAAAGUGCUGCCUUUUUAUGUUUUGUUUGUUCACACUUCCAUGUAUGACUGUUUGCACAGAGGGCACUCCCUUUUUUUUUUUUUAAGGAUGACCGGUAAGGGGAUCUUAACCCUUGACUUGGUGUUGUCAGCACCACGCUCAC
Molecule: messenger RNA, 4028 nt
Organism: Galeopterus variegatus (Sunda flying lemur)
Lineage: Eukaryota; Metazoa; Chordata; Mammalia; Dermoptera; Cynocephalidae
Gene: SLC9A1
Product: solute carrier family 9, subfamily A (NHE1, cation proton antiporter 1), member 1
Exons: 12
Coding region: 739-3186 (815 amino acids)
Biological process (GO): sodium ion transport; proton transmembrane transport; regulation of pH
Cellular component (GO): membrane
Molecular function (GO): sodium:proton antiporter activity
Source: RefSeq, a predicted model, not a curated record